AUGGCUAAUCUACAAGUGUUACAUGUGUUAGAAUGGUUACCACCAGGACAAACGAUCGAGGAUUGUCUUAUGAAAGGCAAAAGCCGGCUAGAAUGUCACAAUUACAUACGAGUUAUGGUACGACAAUCUAAUGGACGUAGUCUUAUUUGUGGUACACAUGCAUAUUCUCCCAAAUGUCGGGAAUAUGCUUAUUCAGAUGAUGAUCGUAUGCUACAACUAAGACGUCAAUUUGAUGGACAGGCAAUUGCACCGUACGAUCCAAAACAUAAUUCAACUGCAGUUUACAUUGCUGAUGCUAAUGAAAUCUAUACAGGAACGGUAUCUGAUUUUGCUGGCAAUGAUCCACUUAUUUACAGGAAAAGAUUAUCAGAUGAUGAAGGAUUACGAACACAACGAGAUGAUCUUAAAGUACUUGAUUCACCAAAUUUCGUGGCAUCAUUUGUUUACGGUGAUCACGUUUAUUUUUGGUAUCGUGAAUGGGCUGCUGAAACAAGUGAUAACGAUCGACAGAUUUAUGCUCGAGUUGCAAGAGUUUGUAAGAGUGACCAUGGUGGUGCUCGUCCAGCACAUGAACGCUGGACAUCAUAUGUAAAAGCACGAUUGAAUUGUUCAAUUCCAGCAAAUACACCAUUUUAUUUCAAUGAAUUACAAGCGGUGACCGAACCAAUAUCAACAACAGGUGAUUCAUCAUCUUAUGUUUACGCUGUUUUUUCAACACCUGAAAGUAAUGUCCAAAUGUCAGCUAUAUGUGCAUAUCGAAUGGAAACUAUUAAACGAAUUUUUGAUUAUGGACAUUUUAAAAUUCAAAAAACAGCUCAAAGUUUUUGGACACCUUAUAGGCCACAUGAAAGUAUGCCUAUUCCAAGGCCUGGUUCGUGCGUUACAGAUUCAUCAAAACUAUCGGAAAAUAUUGUUUCAUUUAUUGCACGCAAUCCAUUAAUGCAUGAAGCAGUACCUGCAAUACAUUCAAGACCAAUCCUUGUUCAAGGACCUGAACGUGCAUCAUUUACACAGAUUGCUGUUUCACCAAAAGUUCAUUCUGUUAAAAAAGGUGUAACACAUAAUGCAUUAUACAUUGGUACGUCAGAUGGACGUGUCCUAAAACUUUAUGAUCCUCAAGAUGGUCCUACCACAAUCGUUCAAUCGGUGAAAGUUUUCGCCAAAAAUUUACCAAUUGUUAAUUUAAUGGCUACUAAUGAACAGUUAAUUGUGGUCAGUUCAGACGAAAUUGCUGCAAUACCACUGGAAUACUGUUCAGAACAACGAAAUUGUGCAGGUUGCGUGCAUUUGCAAGAUGCACACUGUGCAUGGGAUUUAGAUAGUGCACGUUGUAUUGGUCGAAGUACAUGGUCAGGCGAAAAUUUUGUCCAAAAUAUAAUUCUCGGACAAUCAGAACAAUGUCCUGAAGGUGCUAUUAACCCUGAUUACUAUGCAAUUGAUGAGUUACAUUCCGAACGUGUCACCUCAUCGGAUGAUAAAACGGCUAAUUUCGGUAGUGAACGACUUGUUAUUGCUGUUUUAAUAACAAUGGUUAUUGCAUCAGCAUGUGGUUUUUUUGCUGGCUAUCGAUUGUCCAGAUGGAGAUUGAUACAAGAUGGUCAACAUCAUUCAUCCACUUCUUCUACUGGAAGUUAUGAUUCGUAUGGACGUGCUCGAUUAACACGUCAUGAUUCUUUAGCUGGUGCUAAAUUGGAGCAUGUUUAUGGUGUAACAUCUGGAAAAGAUGCUGUAUCAUUGAUUUCUGGUAUACCUCAAAAUGGUACACCAUUUUUAAAUACCGGUAGUAAUAUUAAUUCCGGUUUUACGACACCAAAACAUUCUACGGAAAAAAAUUAUGUAACAUGUUUGAAUAACAGUACUCUACCACGGGAUUAUAAAGUUAAAAAAGUUUAUUUAUAG
This is a messenger RNA of Loa loa (African eye worm), 1899 nucleotides long. Its product is annotated as sema domain-containing protein. The coding region runs from base 1 to 1899 and encodes 632 amino acids. Gene Ontology annotation, biological process: negative chemotaxis; neural crest cell migration; semaphorin-plexin signaling pathway. Lineage: Eukaryota; Metazoa; Nematoda; Chromadorea; Rhabditida; Onchocercidae. Gene Ontology annotation, molecular function: chemorepellent activity; semaphorin receptor binding. The record is from RefSeq and is a predicted model, not a curated record. The transcript has 12 exons.